UCUGCCCACUAUGACUCGCUCCAAUGUGUUCACAUUGGAAAUGUCAGCCCGUGGUCUAUCUUGAUUUAGUUGUAAAAAGUCUUUGGUACAAUCAGGAUUUGUUGCCAGGAAAUCAGCGGCUGCAGCCAUGGUAACCUCUGAACGCUAAACAACGGGAAGUAGUUUUAAGCUAGCAAGCCAAAGUGGCGCGACUUUUUGGAGAAUUCGAUUCGAAGUCAAUAACACUUUCCUGGAAGGACCUCCUAAACGUGAUACUGCCAACUGUUUUUCUAGAGCUGACUUGUGCUUUUGGAUUUAGCUACUAGCUGGUUACAAGCCCUAGAUUUCUGUUGGAACGCCACGACCUCUGGCAAAAUACCCACAUUAGCCUUGUAGCUACUACUAACUCUAGCCAACACCCCUUGCUAAAAACUAUUCAUCAUGGCUUUUUAUGAAGUCUAUUCUCACCCUGCUUCAAUUAGAUACAAAACAAGCGUUUGCACCAAAGCCACGUUGUUUCUUGGUAUUGUCUUGUGUCUCACCUACAUCCCACCCCUCCUGGUUGCUUACAGGAGCCAAGGGUUCUGGGUAAAGAGGAGUACAUAUGAAGAGCAACCUGUUGUUCGGUUCCAGUACCAGGUUCUGAUAAUUGCAGCAACAAGCAGUAGUGGUGACUAUGUUGCAUGGAGCACCUUUCCCAAUUUUAAUAACAUGCAAGGGACUAACCUCAGAAUUCCUUCUAUCUCGGUGCGAGAGGAAGACCAGAAUCAGGAUGGGAAGUUGGACCGUUUGAAAUUCCAACUUGACCUUCCCCUUCGGUCUGAUGAACAAGUGUACAGCAUCCAGCUACUACUCACCUUCUCCUACCAGCUGUUUAGAAUGUCAACUGUGGUGAUGCAGACACUGGCCUUUGUGCAGCAUUCCUCUUCAGUUCCUGGCUCUCAGCUCUUCAUCAGUGGAGAUCUGCGGCUCCAGCAGAGAACCCCACUUCCACACCGUGGUCUACACACUGUAUACAAUGUAUCAGUAAUUGAUGGAGCAAGUCCGUUUGCAAGCGCAUAUGAUCUUGCCAACGUCAUUGGAUCCUAUCAGGAUAGAAACUUGACAACGGUUCUGUCCUGUCCAAGUCCAGUAUGGACUGUGGGUCGAGCUGCUGGUACUCCCUUCCAGAUAAAUGCUGAAGUCCGCUACCCAGUGGAGGUUAUCAGCUAUCGGCCUGGGUUCUGGGAGAUGAUCAAAUUUGCCUGGAUCCAGUACGUCAGUGUGUUGCUUAUCUUCCUCUGGGUUUUCAACAGGAUUCAGACCUUUGUUUUCCAGAAUCAGGUGCUGCCGACUGUACCUAUACCACUCUUGAAACAGCACCACUUUUGAUUCAAUGAAACUGUUCGCCUCCCAUACUGAGGUACUGUGGAGGGAAGAGGCCACAUCACCAAACAACUUACAGUACAAUGGCCAAAUGUUCAGAAGAUCAACACACACACAGGAUUCAGUAUUUUCCUUGCCUUUACAUAUACAUUUACUUAAACAUCACAAGUACACAUCGCUACACACAAAAGACAUUCAAAUAUUCAGCUUCAUCAGUCCUUUUACAUCUGUUGUGCUAAUGAACUGUUAUGGAAUGAUUGAUUUUCAGUUAGCUAUGUAACGUUAGCUGGUGCUGUGUAAAUGUUGAAAACAGAUUUGUGAUUAUUUGUGAAUGUGGAAAAGAAAUGUCUAGUUUUUUAUGAAUCAGUUUUAUUUUGUACAUAGCUCUUGGCACUGUUAAUAAAGCAGUGGUGGAAAAAGUA
This is a messenger RNA of Salvelinus fontinalis (brook trout), 1766 nucleotides long. It is a transcript of the gene tmem231, whose product is annotated as transmembrane protein 231. The transcript has 7 exons. Gene Ontology annotation, biological process: cilium assembly; regulation of protein localization. NCBI's taxonomy places the organism in Eukaryota, Metazoa, Chordata, Actinopteri, Salmoniformes, Salmonidae. Bases 421 to 1350 code for a protein of 309 amino acids. The record is from RefSeq and is a predicted model, not a curated record. Gene Ontology annotation, cellular component: ciliary transition zone; ciliary membrane.